GUUCGUUUUCGUAGAGUCUUAAAUUCAAAAAACUUUGUUUAGGUGAAUUUCGCGUCCUUCCGCGCAUGUCAAUAAUCCUCACUAUAUAUUUGGUUUUCCUUGUUUGUGGGUCUUCCGAGAGAUCGCUCUUCAAAUUUCCUGUGUAUCAAUAUAAACGUAAAGCCACAAACGAACAGUUGUUUCAGAAAGUUGCCACAAACUGUAGUGAUACUUGCCCACUAGAACACAAUAGCUCUUCACUCGAACAUACUAAAUGUGUUCGUCUUUGUAUGAGCAGAAGCUGCUACAACUCACUUUAUGGCUUUGAUGAACUAGAAGAAGGUGAAAUUGACGUCAGAUUUUCAUCGUUUAAAGGUUGUGUUCUGCAAAAGCUGAAAGAGAAGGGUUUUCGUGUAAUAUAAUUCACUUUCCAGAGAAAUGGACAACAAACCUACGUCGAUAAGAUCAUCUUUGCCUACUGCUACUAAUUCGACAGUUAACUAUCAUGAAGUAUUUAGUGAGUUGGUUCCGGUGCUGACUCAGUGUUUUGGUGUAAUUCUCUUGGGUUAUAUCGCUGGCCUCCUGAAAAUUUUUUCGGAACCCCAAGCUAAGGGACUUAACCUCUAUGUCACUAGAUUCGCUUUGCCCAUUGUAUUUUUUCGUGCCAUGGUAACAAUUAAUUUUUCUGGUGUCUGUUGGUCUUUCGUCAUGGCUAUAUCUAUCAGUAAAUUGAUCGGUUUUAUAAUGGCAAUUACGUUCACGUAUUUAAUCAGUCGACGUUUUCAUCUGGGCAUAGCUGCUAUUGUUGCUAUGUUUGUAUCGCAGACCAAUGAUGUAGCAUUAGCUUAUCCUAUACUCUAUGCUCUUUUCCCUGAUUUGGCUAGUUAUAUUUAUUUAUUUGCGCCAAUCCAACUGAUUGUUCUUAAUCCAUUCGCUUAUUUUCUAUUGGAGCUAGAACGAGUCAGACUAACUAAUAGUGAGCUUAAACCGUUAAUUCAUAGUGAAGAUAGGGAUAUUGAUAGAAGACAAUUAAUAGAUGGUAAAAGCUCGAAUUCAGUCCCAUCAUGUGGUCGAUGCCAACAAUUGACACAGGUUAUGUUCAAUGUUCUCAAGAAUCCUUUAAUUUUCAUGACUUUAAUUGGUAUCAUUUUUAAUCUUAUAUUGAAACACCACUUACCAGUGUAUAUAAAUGGCUUGCUCAGUGUUAUAGCUGACUCCUUCAGUGCGACUGCUUUAUUUUCACUCGGUUAUAGUAUGGUUGGCAAAAUGUCUACUAUCACUCAAAGAGAAGUUUACAUUUUGACAACAAUCCUAUUGACAAAACUUUUGAUUGUUCCUUUUAUUACACGUGAAAUUGUUGUUCAAAUGAUGCCUAUUGCAUUGGCUAAUGAAACAUUACGUUAUUCUACAUUUGGUUUCUUGUAUGGUACUACACCGACAGCCCCACCUGUGUUCUUAUUUGCUGCUGAAUAUCAAGUUAUACCUGUGGCCAUCGGUGUUGGUCUUGUCUUGGGAACAUUCCUAUGUGCGCCGAUUAUGUUUAUUUUUGCACGUAUUAUUACAUUGUACAACGCAGAACCAAGUGAUUAUGCAAGUAUACUCGGUACAACUGUUGAAGAUAUUUCUUGGAUUAGUAUUGUAUGCUGUAUUUGGACAUUGGGUGUACUUUGUGUUAGUCGAAAAGCUAUUCGAGUUCCUAAUCGAUUCACAUUAUGUCAUUUAAUUUGUGUGCUAUUCACUUGUACUGGAUUAUUACUUGGUCGUUUCGUAAAUUAUUAUUAUGGUAUUGAAGAAAGUGUAAACGGUGGAAAAUUGAGUCAACCAAUACGUUGGUUAAAUUACUUGCAUUUUGCAAUAUUCUUUUUUGGUUCUACGGGUACACGUUGUUGGACCACAUUAAUCGCAUUAGUUCUUGUUAUGGAACGUGCACGUAGUCUAUGCUUUGUAUUACGAUAUCAAUUGCAUAUUUACUUAGCUGGCUUCUUAACACCUGCAGUUGUCACUGGCCUACUACUGUUAACAUCAUUUGGUCAUAUGGUGAAAGAUAUCGAUCCGAUUUUUCAAUGUGGUACUAAUCAACUGAUUAUAUCAAUCAUAGUUUUGAUAGUUAAUGCAUCUGGUACUUUAGCCUGUUUAAUCAGUUUUAUACGAAUCGAUGUUCCUGUGCAAGAUUGUUAUGAGAUUAAAGCAUCACCAGAUGUAGCAGAAGGAAUAUGUCGUUCACAACUUUGUCGAAAUUUUAACGAUUUUGACAAAAAUGAUACCAAUCAAACACAACAGUCUCAACAAACUUCUCCGAGUAAUUCAAUCAUUACAGACAGUUAUCGAAUCACUAGAAACAGUGAUGAUUCCGAGUUACUAAGUUGUAGAAAUUCACAAAUUCCACAGUCAUGUGAUUCUGCGAAAUUCUGUAAUCAAUGUGAUAAGAAACAACGAAAAGAAUGUGCCAAAAUUCUUGCACGAUAUUGUGAAACACAUCAACCUUCCAUGAUAUCGUCAACAUCAGCUACGCAUCCAAUAACUCAACAAAUUUCUUUAGGACUUGAGUUGGAUAAUGUUCAUGCCCAGGGAAACAAUAAACCUCCACAUCAUAAACAUGUGAUAUUCUUAAUAUUAAUAUUAGUUACAAUGUUUCUUGGUAUUUGUCUGUGUACUUGGAGGCUUGUACAUGAUGCUCCAACAGGUGUUUACAUAGUUCUCGAAUUUUUGGAUGGUUCUUUUAAUUUUGGUCAAGGUGUAGUUUUAUUUGUAUUAUUUGGCCUGGAUGCAGAUUUGUUUAUUGCACCGAUAAAACGUUUGUAAGUAUAAAACUGAAUUUAAACACCUUACCGCUUUCUACUUACUUACUUACUUUCUGACCCUAAAUCAUGGAUAUAGUACUAGUUGUACUUGUUCUACAUUUCUUCAUAUUUGAAAUCUAUAACGAAAUGUUGUGGAGAUUGUUGAAUAUAUAGUUUCACACCACUGGUUGAUUUUAAUUAGAUAACCACCGAAAACUGGACAACUGUGUUUAUCCCGAUCAGAGACUCCUUGGUGAUGCUCACCCACAAUCUUCCAGUUGUCGAGUGCUUUCUGAUGCUCAGUGGUCGUUUGACCAAAGUUGAUCUGUGAUGUGACACUUUGUGUUUAAAAGUGCUGAGACUAAAAGUAUGUGGCUGUUUGUAUGACUUAAUAGUCAUGUGAAGUGACAUGUUGUAUUAUUCAGUGGUUGAAACGUUACUUAGUAUAGCAGUUUUUAAGCUAAGAGUAUCAAUUGCAAUCUCAUGAAAUUUGAUUUCGUUAUUUCGGGAAAAUCUGUCUGGAUCCCAUUUGAUCGAUUUUUAUUUAAACUAUCAUCACAUAGUCUGUCCCAUGGAAAUAUACGCGGUUGCAAACGAAUAUCUAAUUCUGUCAAACUGAGUUUUUCAAAAGACAGUUAUAAGGAACUUAUAAACUGCUACAUACAUGUAUCUAUUCAAAUUACUACACUAUAUCAUUGAAAUUAUCAAUAUCAGUGGUUAUAAGAAAUGGACAAUACGAUUCAAUAAGAAAGAACAAAUUCACGGAAUAAAAAGUAUGAGAUAAUUUUGAAACUAAAAAUCUAAGAGAAUAUAAAAAUUGGAUAUAUCUACACCAUUAAGGCCUUUCCUGAGUCAAGUCACCCAACGUAUACAAUUAGUGGUUACCAUAACCGCACCGACUCCGACCAAGUAGUCUACAUCUACUAAUACACUUUAGUUCAGUUGUUAACAUCUUCAUGAACUGAUGCCACUUCUCGGCUUGACCUCUCUGUUUUACUAAUGACAUAGCGAUAACAUUUGGGCAAUUAUCCUGAAGCUAGACAUCAUCAGACUGUCAUCUAGUCCUCAUUUGUUGCUUUUUCUUCUACCAUUCUGGAUUGAACACACCAUUCUUCACGUUUUAUAAUGAAAACAAAGUAUUAUUCAGCUAUAUUGACUCAGUAUUCAUUGGUUCAUAUUUUACCGCUUCAGUUAAUUCAUAGUUUAAAACUCUUCAUAUCAACUGUUCAACUUAAUUGAUUUCAAAGAUCACCGACUCCCUACUAUUCUUUCUCUAUAUAAUUCAUCAUUUAAUGAUGUGUUUGUUUUAUUCUUUUUCAAUUAAACAAUUUGUAAAUUCUUAUUUCUUGAAGUCAUUUUCUGUCUUUAUGGUGAAUAGUUUCUAUGCUUUAAAUUGAAAUACCAAUAUCCAAGUCUUUUUCUAAUCACUUACUAAUGAUGCCUAAGAUUAAUGAUUUUUUCUUAAAAUUAAAAAAAGAACUAUUCUAUCAAUAAAAUAUUUUUAUUUACAAUGUUACAUAAUAUCGAUAUUGGGGUCAUAACAUUUAAUCCGACUAAAUGAUGUUGCUAUGUUAUUCGAUUGCAUCUUAUUAGAAUUAUAUGCUCUCAGCUAGAUGAUUUAGUCGUGAAGCUUUUACUAUCUUUAAUACAUGAUCAGUAUGAACUAUAGAUAAUUAGUGUGAGUUAAGAAUUUCUCCACAAUUGACGAACAACUUGUUGUAAUUCAAGAAUCAGAUCAGUUAAAUUUAAGUCAAGUGUAUGAAUAUCUAUUUGGUAAAUAAGUUAUAUAGAUUCAAUGGUAUUAGUAAGAUUGUUUCGGUUCGAUGGUGAAUACUGAUGGGCGGUCUAUCCUCUUUCACGAGGGGUAACAGGUGUAAAUAAGUAAUUCGGUUGUUGUUGUUGUUUGUUUUUUUUCAAAUAGUAACAAAUGUGAUUUGGACAUCAUAAGACAAAAUCUGAACUGUUUUUUUUUUCAUAUUUCCGAGUACUUUCUUUUCCAAUGAUGAUUUCUAUCGAGUACAUGUUUAUGUUUUUUAUUGCUUCUUUUUCAUUUGUCGUUUAUUUGACUAUUACAUUUAUAAACAAAAAACCACCUUAAUCUAUGAAUAUUCACAGUACAAUCAAACGAUUUAUCAUUUUUAUGUAGUACGCUACUGAUACUAUCCACAAAAAUUAGGCCAAACAAUCACAUCUCAAUUGAUUGUAGAGUUAAUCAAUAAUACAGUUUCGUAAACAGCUAUCAAUUGUAAACAUCAUAUCAUUGAAUUCAUCUAUCGAUCUUCUUUCAUUUUUAAAAGUUGGAAAUUGGUUCAUUAAGUCAUCAAAAUUGUACGCCAUAACACCGACAUCUAACAUCAACCCUAUUGACUUUAUAGUUCCGUUAAUACAGUACCAUAACUUUCUAUCGUGAACCUAUACAUAAUUACCAAGUAAUCGUAAGUUACUAAGCUGAAUGCAAAUCAAUUGGAUUCUAUUUAUACUUCUAUUUAUAAAUAAUUGAAUAGAAUCAUCUUACAUGGUUUAACCAAAAUAUUAAUGAAGUACUCCGUUCUCUGUAGAAUUAGCACUUGGAUGCUACUCGAUGAAAUGUACACUAAUUGAAAUUAUAAAACAGUACACGUAGGCAACUUGAAGCCAUGAUCAUCCUACCAAUCAUUGUUUACUUUUGUUUACUUAUGAUAAUCAAUAAUAAUAUAUAUACAUGUAUUCGUUCUUUUUUUAACGUUCUCUCUCGCUCGCUCUCUUCCAUUAUAUUCAUUGCUUGUUGCCAUAUAAAGUUUAUCACGUUGGUUUAGUCAUUUCACCAGUAAACAAUUCAAUGGAAGUUUCAAUGAAGCUUUGCAUCAGACAACUGUUGAUAAGAGUAAAAUUGAUAAAAUAGUGAAUCAGUUUGUGAAAUUUCAUCUAAAAUCAUGUUCAACAAAUAUUGGUACUGGGAAAAUAAUUAAUUCAAUUCACUACGAACAAAUAUUUUAUCAGUACACCCUGGAACAAUGGUUAAUUGCCGCCGGUAUCACUGAUUCCAAUGAAGAGACAUUAUGUUAUAUAGAAUGCCUUGAAUUAGGUAAUAUUAUAACGUGUAUCAGUCCUAUGACAAAUGAAUCAUUUAUGAAUAAAGAUACAACGACUACAAUAUCAAAUACAAAACGCUUGUUAACAUUCACUGCUUAUGCUUGGGGUUUACAUAAUAUAAGUUACUAAAGAAAUUAAUUAUAAUUCAUAGCAGAAACUAUAAUAGUGUUACAUUUUUUCUUGCCUACAUUAUAUAUCUGUUACAAAUAAACAAUAGCUUUCAUAGUUAUCAGAUCAUUGACUGUUCUUGACCAUUACUUACUUACAACAUGUUCAAGCUCACUUGUCUUUCAAUGAUCAUGAGAUGUGUUUUUAUUUGCUUUUCAUAUUCUAAUCCCGAUGGGUUGACGACCAGGAGAGGAAGGAAAAGUAACAUCUCUCAAUAUAACAACUUCAUAGUCUAACAAAACACAGUGAUAGUUGUUUAUUCCAGCUUUUUUUCUUUUCAAUAUCAUUCCAAUGUUUGUGUAUUUUCUUCCCUGACCAUUGACAAACUGAGAUUACCCAUCUGUUCUUGUCAUGUUGAACUUUUGUGUUUUUUUCGUUUGUUUUGUUUUAAAAUUUGUUGUUGCUGUUGCCGCUUUUCUAGUCUACACUUUUUUGGUUGCAUCUUUGUAUGUAUGUUUGUUGACUGCUGUCUGUUUUAACACUGAUAAUAAUUAGUUAAUUAAAACAAUAAUUGUUUAGUUUAACUAAGCUAUCUAUCUAAUGAAUUAGGAAAUAUGCAUAUAUAUGACUGGUAUAUUUCAUAGUUAUUAAUGUAAUAUGCUAAUAUGGCACAAAAUACCUCUUAACAAAAAAUGUCCAUAACAACUAUGU
Molecule: messenger RNA, 6650 nt
Organism: Schistosoma guineensis
Lineage: Eukaryota; Metazoa; Platyhelminthes; Trematoda; Strigeidida; Schistosomatidae
Source: the annotation of a GenBank genome assembly